This is a messenger RNA of Saprolegnia parasitica CBS 223.65, 3000 nucleotides long. RefSeq names its product alanyl-tRNA synthetase. The record is from RefSeq and is a predicted model, not a curated record. Gene Ontology annotation, cellular component: mitochondrion; cytoplasm. The coding region runs from base 17 to 2944 and encodes 975 amino acids. Gene Ontology annotation, molecular function: ATP binding; alanine-tRNA ligase activity; nucleic acid binding. Gene Ontology annotation, biological process: alanyl-tRNA aminoacylation; tRNA modification. Lineage: Eukaryota; Oomycota; Saprolegniomycetes; Saprolegniales; Saprolegniaceae. The transcript has 2 exons.
CCGAUUUGUAGCAUCGAUGGACUCGCUCAAGACGCAGGUGAGCCAGCUCUCCGUCGACGAGAAGACGCUCGAGUGGCCCGCGGCCCGCAUCCGCGAGACGUUCGUCAACUUCUUCACGUCGCACCCGGCGCUGCCCCAUGACGAGUACAAGUCGUGCCCGGUCGUGCCCCUUGAUGACCCGACCUUGCUCUUCAUCAACGCCGGUAUGAACCAGUUCAAGCCCAUCUUCCUUGGCCAGGUCGACCCGUCGCACCCGAUGGCCAAGCUCAAGCGCGCGACCAACUCGCAAAAGUGCAUCCGCGCCGGCGGCAAGCACAACGAUCUCGACGAUGUCGGCAAGGACGUGUACCACCACACGUUUUUCGAGAUGCUUGGCAACUGGAGCUUUGGCGACUACUUCAAGAAGGACGCGGUCGACAUGAGCUGGACGCUCCUCACCAAGGUCUUUGGCCUUGAGCCCGAGCGCCUCUACGUCACGUACUUUGGCGGCGACGAGAAGCAGAACCUCCCGGCCGACGAGGAGACCCGCCAGCUCUGGCUCAAGUAUGUCCCGACCGAACGUGUCUUGCCGUUCGGCUGCAAGGACAACUUUUGGGAAAUGGGCGACGUCGGUCCGUGCGGUCCGUGCACGGAGAUCCACUACGAUCGCAUUGGCGGCCGUGACGCUGCGGCGCGCGUGAACGCCGACUUUCCCGAUGUCAUUGAGAUCUGGAACAACGUCUUUAUCCAGUUCAACCGCGAGACGGAUGGCUCGCUCGUGACCUUGCCGUCGCAGCACGUCGAUACGGGCAUGGGCUUUGAGCGUCUCGCGUCGAUCCUCCAGGGCAAGAUGUCCAACUACGACACGGACGUCUUCAUGCCGCUCUUUGGCGCGAUCCAAUCGCUCUGCAAGUCGGAGCCGUACACGGGCAAGCUCGGCGAGGAAGACCCGACGCUCAAGGACAUGGCGUACCGCGUCGUCGCCGACCACAUUCGUACGCUCAGCUUUGCGAUUGCCGAUGGCGCUGUCCCGAGUAACGAAGGCCGCGGCUACGUCCUCCGCCGCAUCCUCCGCCGCGCUGUCCGCUACGGCGAGCAGUUCCUCCACGCGCCGCGCGGUUUUCUCUCGAAGCUGGUGCCCGUGGUCGUCGAGAUGCUCUCGGGUGCGUUCCCGGAGCUCAAGACCAAGCAGGCGCACGUCAUCGAGAUCAUCUUGGACGAAGAAGUCUCGUUCGGCCGCACGCUCAACAAGGGCCUCGAGCGCUUCAAGAAGAUCGCGACCGCCAUGCAGGCCGAGAAGAAGACCGUCGUCUCGGGUGAAGACGCGUUCUUCCUCUACGACUCGAUGGGCUUCCCCGUCGACUUGACGGAAAUCAUGGCUGAAGAGCAGGGUCUCACCGUCGACCACAAGGGCUACGAAGAGCAGAUGCGCCUCCAGUCGGAGCGUUCCAAGCAGGACCGCAAGAAGGGCGGCCUUCACGGCGUGCGCCCGCUCGUGCUCGAAGCCGCCGAGACGAGCCACUUGGCGUCGCUCCACGUGGCGCCCACGAACGACGAGCCCAAGUACGUCCAGGCCAACGUCUCGGCCAAGGUCGUCGGCAUCUUUGCGACGACGGCGACCACGUCGGCGUUUGUCGACAAGACGAUUGCCGGCGAGUACCAGGCGAUCGGCGUCAUCUUGGACACGACCAGCUUCUACGCGCAGUCGGGCGGCCAGAUCUACGAUACGGGUGCCCUUGUGAGCAAGGCCGGUCACGUUGAUGUCAACGCGGUCGAGUCGUACGCUGGCUACACGCUCCACAUGGGUCCGUUGACGUCGGGCUCGCUCGCGGUCGGCGACGUGGUCGAGGCCAAGGUCGACUAUGUGCGCCGCAACAAGAUUGCGCCCAACCACACGAUGACGCACGUGCUCAACUACGCGCUUCGCAAGGUGCUCGGCGGCACGGUCGACCAGCGCGGCUCGCUCGUCGACGACGCGCGCCUCCGCUUCGACUUUACGACCAACAAGGCGCUCAAGCCCGACCAGAUCGCGGCCGUCGAGGGCAUCGUCAAGGACAUCAUCGCGCAGCAGCUGCCCGUGUACGUCCAGGACGCGCCCCAGGCUCACGCCAAGCGCAUCCAGGGCCUCCGCGCCGUCUUUGGCGAGACGUACCCGGACAACGUCCGCGUGGUCUCGAUUGGCGCUGCGAUUCCGUCGAUGCUCCAGGACCCCGAGAACGCGGCGUGGGCGCAGUACUCUGUCGAGUUCUGCGGUGGCACCCACCUUGGUAACACGAAGGAGGCUGUCGCGUUUGCGUUGCUUGAAGAAGGCGCGAUCGCCAAGGGCAUUCGCCGCAUGAGCGCGUCGACGGGCCAGGCGGCUAUUGAAGCCGGCAAGCGCGCGGACGCGCUCCAGGCCCAGCUUGAAGCCAUGGCCAAGGCGCCGGUGGCCGAGAUCGCGGCGGCCGUCGCUGCCUUCCGCCCGCAGCUCGAUGCCAGCAUCAUCUCGCUCCCGCGCAAGGAGGCGCUUCGCGGCCUCCUCAACGACUUGGUUGAGAAGAUCAAGGCGUGGCAGAAGGAGGAAGCCGCGUCCCGCGCGGCCGCCGGUGUCAAGACGGUGUCGGCGCUCGCGGCGACGGCGCUUGCCAACCACCAGGAGUUCUUGGUCCUCAACUUGGAACUCGGCACGGACGCCAAGCUCGGCAACCAGCUCUUGGAAGCUAUCACGCAGGUCCACCCGCAGGCGAGUGCGAUCGUCUUCAGCGUCGACGCUGAGGCGGCCAAGACGGCGGCGUUCUGCCAAGUGAGCCAGAAGCACAACGGCGAGAAGCAGUUGGAUGCCAAGACGUGGGUCAACGCGGCCAUGGUCUCCAUGGGCGGCAAGGGCGGUGGCAAGAACGCCUUCAACGCCACGGGCCAGGCCAAGACGACCGACAACUUGCAGCAGGCGAUCCUCGACGCCAAGAAGUUUGUCGGCCUCAACUAAGUGCACGGUAGUAGGACUAGGUACUAAUUCAUGUGAAAGAUGAUGAUGAUUCUUCC